CUGGCCUGCAGAGCACAGUGACUGAGAAGAAUGAGUUCCAGCGACAUAUUUUUGGGAGCCAUCUUCACCUUUCAGACUUUCCUUGGCUUCACUGGGAAUUCCUUGUUGUUUUCUUCAUACAUGUGCAUCUUCCUGAGCCUGCCCCACAAGAGGAGGCCCAUAGACGUGAUCCUUGCCCACCUGACCCUGGCAAACGCCCUGACGCUCUUACUCAGAGGGGUGCCAAGUGCAAUGGCAUCCUUCGGGAUCUGGCUCGAGCUAGGUGACGCCGGCUGUCAGGCUGUGCUGUACCUGCAGAGAGUCUCCCGGGGCAUCUCUCUGUGCGCGACCUCCCUGCAGAGCACGUUUCAGGCCGUGACUCUCACUCCAAGUGGAUGGGCCUGGCUCAGAACAAAAAUCUCUAUAGUCAUUCAGCCCUCUUUACUUUUAUUCUGGGUCCUCAACAUGGUCAUCUACACUCAAGUCAUCGUAAGCGUGACCAGCAGGAACGCCACCAGGGCUACGGUCGGCUAUUCCUCCCGCUAUUGUAGUAGCGAUGAUUUUAAUUACCAGCUGAGUACAGCCUCUCUAAGUAUAAUGAUCAUUCGAGAUUCCGUUCUGCUGUCCCUGAUGAUGUGUAGCAGCAUCUACAUGGUUGUUGUCCUGCACAGACACCACAAGGCAGCCCGGCAUGUCCUCAGCUCUGCCCGCCAUGCCCGGUACUCACCAGCACACAGAGCCAUGCACCUCAUUCUCAUGUUGGUGAGCUGCUUUGCCUUCUUCUACUGGAUCAACACCUUUCUUACUGUUUAUUUAGUUUUUACAAAUGAGAACAAAGAGCAACUGGAGAACUUUAGUAACUUUAUUUCUUCAUGUUACCCAACCAUCUGUCCUUUCUUACUGAUCAAAAAUGAAAAUAGAAUUUCCAGACUGAAUUUCAUCAAAACAAGGAUUGGGAUUGUUCCCGCCUAA
Messenger RNA from Talpa occidentalis (Iberian mole), 951 nucleotides. RefSeq names its product vomeronasal type-1 receptor 4-like. Bases 31 to 951 code for a protein of 306 amino acids. The record is from RefSeq and is a predicted model, not a curated record. The transcript has a single exon. Gene Ontology annotation, biological process: G protein-coupled receptor signaling pathway. NCBI's taxonomy places the organism in Eukaryota, Metazoa, Chordata, Mammalia, Eulipotyphla, Talpidae. Gene Ontology annotation, molecular function: pheromone receptor activity. Gene Ontology annotation, cellular component: membrane.